Molecule: messenger RNA, 2634 nt
Organism: Solenopsis invicta (red fire ant)
Lineage: Eukaryota; Metazoa; Arthropoda; Insecta; Hymenoptera; Formicidae
Gene: mtDNA-helicase
Product: twinkle protein, mitochondrial
Exons: 7
Coding region: 592-2475 (627 amino acids)
Biological process (GO): mitochondrial DNA replication
Cellular component (GO): mitochondrion
Molecular function (GO): ATP binding; single-stranded DNA binding; 5'-3' DNA helicase activity
Source: RefSeq, a predicted model, not a curated record
GAAGCGACGCGACAGCCAAUCAACGGGCAAGCUCGUUAGAGAGAGAGAUAUAUAGAUAGAUAGAAAGAGAGACACACACAAAAGACUGAUGCAACAAGUUUAAUUAAAAAGAACAGACCUUAUUUUAUUUUGUACAACAGCCUUUAACUGUUUAACUGUGCAUACAAUAUAAACCGUGACCAUGUGCUCCGCGUCUGAAUGUGUGCCGGUUUUUCAUUAUUACGAAUGUUACGAAUCGACAAUAUCAAUAAAGCAAAUGUAAAUAUCGUGGAGACGACAGUAAGGAUAUCGAGUUUGAAGUACAUUAAGUAAUCAUUUGUUUUUAAGUCCUAUCCUCUGUCUCGUGUGUAAUCGUUAUUGUACCCGACGAACGUAACAUAAACAAUGACCCUCCUAUAAGAGACUUACAAUUAUUUGCUGAAUAAUAAACUUUGAAGUAUGAAUUGUAUUGUAACAAUGUUCAAAAAUCUGAAUCAUGAAACAAAAUUAUCUACAGCUGGAUAAAACAUCAAUUUUUAUUAUUGAUCGAAACAAUUUCAAUGCUAUCAAACUUAAUUUCAAUGUUGAAACUCCAGUUAGAUAAGGAAAAAAAUGUCUUUAAAAUUAUUGAUGCGUGCUUUGACUGCGGAAAAAUAUGAUAAAUUUCGGAUGUUUUAUCAUCGUUUGUAUUCUACUAGUAACAUAAAUAAUCCAAUACCUGGGAUAUCUUUAUUUCAAAUAAAACAAAUUUUGAAACAAAAGCAUAUUGCCACUGUUGAAGGACAUGCAUGUAUAGUUAUCGAGUGUCCUAUAUGUGAUUCUGAAAAAUCUAAAAAGGCAAAAGUUUAUGUUAAUAAGACAACAGGAUACUUUAUAUGUGAUAAAUGCAAUUCUAAAGGAGAAUGGAAUAUAUUGGAGAAAUUUUUAUCAUUAAUAAAAUCAAACAAAACGAAUAGUGUACAAGAAGAAUUGGAAACUUUGAGGAAUAUUAUAAAAGUUCAUGACAAUUAUGCUUUAAAAUGGAAUAAUAUAAUAGAAUCUAAUCAGCAAAUUGGAGAUUUAUCAUCAGAGUCGUAUGAAAGAAUUUUGAAUAUAUUUUCUCUUCCAAGAAUUUCACAAGAGGACAUCUUGCAGUUAAAUGGUGUAUAUGCAGCUACACCAGCAUUAUUAUAUUUCCCAUUAAUUGCUUUUGGUAAUGUUAUGGGUUAUAAAACUCUUUCUAGUAAAUCAGAAUUAGAACAAACUGAACCUAUUAACAAUGUUGGUGGAUUUAUAAUUUAUAAGCAAAAAGGUACUAGAAGUGAUGGGUCUGUGGUGGUUGUGCCAACGAUACAUGAUUUAUUAGCAGUAGCAUCUCAAAAGGCAGCAAGUAUGAUUGUCUGUUUGCCAUAUAAUUUACAGAAUUUACCACAGCAGUUGUUGCCAAAUUUUGAAAAUUUUAAAAAAUUAAUUCUAUGGUUUGGAAAUGAUGAACCUAGCUGGUAUACAGCCAGACAAUUUGCUAAAAAAUUAAAUGAGAAGAGAUGUUACUUUGUGAGACCAAUUGACACGCAACCUAGACCAAAACUAGCUGCUGACAGAGGCUAUGAUCUUAAAAGUAUUUUGAUGAAUGCACAACCAAUCUGGCACAAAAGUAUUACUAUCUUUGACGAUUUGAGGCAAGAUGUGUUAUGUGAUUUACAAAAUAUAGAUAGAGUUCAAGGUGUAAAGUGGAAGAGAUAUCCUGCUCUAAAUCGAAUUUUAAAAGGACACAGAAGAGGAGAGUUAACGAUCCUAACUGGUCCAACUGGCAGUGGCAAAACUACAUUCAUGAGCGAAUAUUCACUGGAUUUAGCAAUGCAAGGUGUCAAUACAUUAUGGGGUAGUUUUGAAAUUAGAAAUGCUCGACUAGCUAGAACUAUGCUACAACAAAUGGCAGAGGUGUCUUUGGAAGAAAACUUGGAUAAAUUCAACUCAUAUGCAGAUGCUUUCAACAAAUUACCAAUUUACUUUAUGACUUUUCAUGGUCAGCAGAACAUCAAAGUUGUUAUGGAUGCAGUUGAACAUGCAACGUACGUGCAUGACAUAGCUCAUGUGAUAAUCGAUAAUGUGCAGUUUAUGAUGGGUAUGUCGGAAGACAUAACCAGUGACAGAUUUUGGAAACAGGAUAAGAUCAUAGCAGAGUUUAGAAAUUUUGCUACUAAGCAUAAUUGCCACGUUACUUUGGUUAUACAUCCAAGAAAGGAACGAAAUGAAGAAUUGACAACUUUGUCUAUUUUUGGCAGUGCCAAAGCGAGUCAAGAAGCUGAUAAUGUAUUAAUUAUACAAGAUAAAAGACUUACUAGCAUAAAAGGAAAGAAAUAUUUGCAGGUUGCAAAAAAUAGAUAUAGCGGAGAUUUGGGUAUAAUGAUCCUAGAAUUUGACAAAACAAAACUUAGUUAUGUUCAAAAGAAAAAAGUAAAAUCAGAAGAAGUAAAUAAAACAACAGAAACCCAUAUUUCUUUGAUAAAAAAUUGAAUUUAAACUAUAGUCAAAAUAUGGCCAAAGUGAAGAAGAUAUGCUAAUCUAAUUGAUGUAUAUUUCAAUAGUAAGUAUAGAUGUGUAUAUAUUUCUGAUGUAUUUUUUCUAUGAAAAUUUUGUAAGAAACAAGGAAAGAGAAUUUAUAUAUAUAUAUAU